GCAGGGCUUUGAUUGAUUGAGCUGCAGUUGCUACGUUGGAAUCUUUUGGGGGAGGACCUAUUGGGGUCCUCCCAGGCAAAUAGCAGGGAAAGGGGGGCUCUCUCUCGCCAGAAGGUGGGCCUAAAAGGAGGGCGCCACUUCCUGCCUGAAAAUGAAUGAGUCCAUGGGGAAGGAGGUAGUUCCCCUCUUGAUCAAUUCAUCUGAACAGUUGAUCCAGGAGAAAACCCAGCUCUUUUUCUACCCAGGCGAAAAAUAGCAACGGUUUGCACCUUUGUUCUGCGGUUCUGAACAACCUGCCACACCUCAAAGUUGCCUUUGCUGCUCGGUCCUCAUUCCAGACGGCGCGAUCACGGCAAUUGUGGGCUGCUUGAGCUGAUCUCCAUCGCUUCCCCACCCCCUCUUCUCUCGCGCUUUCUCUCUUGCAAGAUCCGGAUUGUUCCUGAUCUCCACGGCGUAUCUGGAAUGGUUUCUGCGGGUGAGUGUGCAUUUUAAAAUCGCAACCUAAUCAGGAUCUAAUACCGGCUAACAAGGAAAAGGGCUUAAACGGAAUCAGCAAAGAUUUUUCUGCUGCUGAGUCAUCCAUCACUACCAUGGGAAAUAUUUCAUCCAAUAUCUCUGCCUUUCAAUCUCUGCACAUUGUCAUGCUGGGUCUGGAUUCUGCAGGCAAAACUACUGUGCUCUACAGGCUUAAAUUCAACGAAUUUGUUAACACGGUGCCUACCAUUGGCUUCAACACUGAAAAAAUCAAGCUAAGCAAUGGAACUGCAAAGGGCAUCAGCUGCCAUUUUUGGGAUGUAGGUGGGCAAGAGAAACUGAGGCCCCUGUGGAAAUCCUAUAGUCGUUGUACUGAUGGUAUCAUUUAUGUGGUGGACUCUGUUGAUGUGGACAGGCUAGAAGAAGCCAAAACAGAGCUGCACAAAGUCACCAAGUUUGCAGAGAAUCAAGGCACUCCGUUGUUAGUGAUUGCCAACAAGCAAGACCUGCCAAAAUCUUUGCCCGUGGCAGAAAUAGAGAAACAGUUGGCUCUUCAUGAGUUAACUCCAUCCACCACUUACCAUAUACAACCAGCCUGUGCAAUCAUUGGUGAGGGCCUCACAGAAGGUAUGGACAAACUUUACGAGAUGAUUCUCAAGCGCAGAAAAUCCUUAAAGCAGAAAAGGAAACGAUAAGGCAAGAAGAAACUGCAUUCCAUUAGAUCAUAGUCUGACUUGCUAGCUUGAAGUAGUUAAAAGUAGCAGUCAGAUGCCGGUGUUUAUAUUAUCUUCCAUAGUAUCACAGAGUCCUUCAAAUAUGCUGAUUUUUUACAAGUUCAGAUGAUAACAUUAUGCUGACUACCAUUUGGGAUGCUGGUCAGAUCUAUGCAUGCCAGUCUAUCACUUCUAUCCUGCUCUCAGGCCCCAUGAGCCAGUAGGAUAAGAGAAGGCCUCUUUGUAAUAUUCUAGCAGGACUAGAAAUAAGGCAGGCAAGCAGAAACUUUUCGUAUCAGUUGCUUCUUACCUUGUGAACUACAAAUAUGCAAGAGGCUCACCUCAUUCUUUGGACAAUUCCUGUUUUUUAAAUAUAUGUAUCUAACAGGAGAAACUACACUGGGAGAGAAAAAUCAAAAAGCUUGAUAUGUCAGGGCAGGUCCCUGUUCCAUUCAGAUUAAGAUUUGUGCUGGCAUUUCAGGAUGUUACUACAUGGUGAUGUGUGUGCAUGCUCGAUGGGACAAAUGCUGUGAUUAAGGGGAAAUGUGCAUUAAAAAUACAGCAUACAUAUACACACACACAAACACACACAUAAAAUAUCUCUUAUGGAUGGCUCUUUGAACCACUUGUGGAAAACUAUUUCUCAGCCUUACAACAAACUUACUUGUGGCUAUUACCAAGAUCAACAAAUAUGUAAUCACUGAACGAAUGAGGCUGGGCUACUUCCUGGAGUAAUUUUUAUGUGUUUGGAGGGAAGUAACCUAUGUUCCCUGUCAUUUCAGUUGAGUGUAAGGAUAUACAUAGUGAGUGGACUGUUCUUUUUCUUUUUUUUCUCUAUUGUCUUUUGGAUGGGUUUUUAAAAUUGGGUAAAGAGGGUUGUGUGUGUUAUCAUGUAUUCCUAUAUUAAAAAACUUAAGUUGGUGGUGUGCUGAUCCACUUGAAUUAAAAAACGUGAGCUGCUUGGAUCAUUUGUGACCAGUAGCUGCCUCUUGGUGCUGCUUUAUAAGCAUUUCAUUAGAAAAUGUUACCUUUUCAUAAGCCUAGACACUGUAGCAAUAACCACUAAACAACUUUUUUAAAAAUACCAUGUCCUUCUUGUAACAUUGAACUGUGGCCAUAUUGUGUUUCCAACAUUUAAUCUAAUCAGACAAUCUGACUCAUAAUUCAAUUUAUUACUUUAUAAUUAGAUGACUUUCAUACUCCAAAGGAUUGCAACUGUGAAUAGCAGUAAGGAAAAUUCAGAUUUGGCUGAUUUUGUAUAGAAAAUCAAAGAAGAUGUAGAACAAAAAGGACAAUCUGAACUUUCUGCUGAGAAAAAUCCCCAGUCUAAUAAAUUAACCUUCCUUCCUGUUUAAAUCUAUGGUUCACUGUUGUGAUUGUCAAGAAUAUAGUAAGAAGCAGACAUUAAAAACACUAUGUUAAUAUUAAUUUUAAAAGUACAGAAAAAUUGACAUUCCUUAUGAAUACUUGCAGUAAUAAUGCAAUCUGUACAUGUCUACCCAGUUGAAUUAUAUCCAGCUACUUACAUUUAUUAGGAAUUAACCCUUUUAUAUUAUUAUAUAAUAAAAGCAAACCUCAUUUAUAGUAUUUAUUUGUGAAUAAGGAUAUAUAGAUCAAGCUCUAAGGCUAAAGUCUUAUGUAGGCUUAUUUGGGAGCAAGACCUAUUGAACUUAGUUUUAAUUGAGUCAAUAAUGACCUCCUUGGAAAAAAACCCAUAUUUAAAUCAAGGAUAAAGAAUUGUGCAGAGAGAUGAUAUCCCAAAAGUAAAAAAAACAAAAACAAAGAGUUUGACAACUUUAAUUCUUCAGCUAAUUUUAAAGUCUUGUGACAGAAAGGUUCAAUCUCUUAUUUUAGAAUUACAUCCAUGAUUCAGUUUUUAGGACAUGGAUUAGCCACUUUCUGAUGAAAUCAUGUGCGUUCUAGAAAGAGAAACAGAAAAAUAUAAGCAACAAAUUCCAAUUAGUUGAUUUUUUUUUCAUUAGCAGUGGAGAUUUUCGAUUAGUUCUUAUAGGCAACCCUUUUUUAAGAAUGCAAGGACCUCUCUCUUCCAGCUAUAUUAUGCUAGAUUAUUAUCAGAAACCAGAGCUGCUGCUACUUUUUUUCUCUGCAUUUUUAUAUUUAAUACAGCUUUAAUUAUUGAAUAUUUGUCAUGCAGCUGUGAAAAGUACAGAAGCCCUGCCAUGAUACUGGCAUCUGCUGCAAUUCAAUUUCUUUACAUGCUUGAGGAAUUUAUUUACAUGAAUGGAGACUUUUCACUAAUCCCCAGAGUGGGCUGGUCCCAUUGUUUAAAGCAUUGCUUUUUAAAUGGUUAAUUUCUUCCACUUACAACUCUUUCAGGCAUGUUUAUUACUUCAUACUGGAAAAAGAAAGCGAAAGAAUAUAUUUAAUCCAAUUUUGAAGCCAAAUGCUGUCAUUUUCACAAUAUGGUUUAGGAAUGAAUUGCUGUUCAUAAUCAAAUUGUAUCAGAAGGGAGAUAUAGUUUUGGAUUCUUUUUCAUUCACAAAAUGUAUUUCUUGCAAAAUUUAUUCUGCUUUGUCAGAUCAAGUUGUACAGGUGUUAAAUUACUGCAGUUAGGCCUUGCCAGCCAUACUAGGUAUUAAAUAUGCUAGUCUCUUUAGUGGAUUAAUUUUGGUAGCACAGAAAUAUCGAUCAUUUUGAGUUACAGUUAGAAACACUGCCAUGCAUAUUAUUUUUAAAGUCAGACUUUCUUGUACUCUUCAAAAAUAAUCCUGGCUAGUAUCUUUAUGAAUUAUCUGAGCAAAAGAAAAUACCUGAAGAUAUAUCAUGGUUUAAAAUGUUGCUUUUAAGGUAUUGCAUAAGCCUUAUUUCUAAGGCAGAUUUGUCCUAGUUUAAAUAUUUUGUUCUCUUCAAUAAUGUUUGUGGAGAAUGUUAUCAAACCCUACAAGACACUAGUCUCAUUUUCUUCAUGAUAACAUCAAUUAAAGUAUUCCAACAAAA
Molecule: messenger RNA, 4145 nt
Organism: Pantherophis guttatus
Lineage: Eukaryota; Metazoa; Chordata; Lepidosauria; Squamata; Colubridae
Gene: ARL4C
Product: ARF like GTPase 4C
Molecular function (GO): GTPase activity; GTP binding
Source: RefSeq, a predicted model, not a curated record